Messenger RNA from Oncorhynchus masou masou (cherry salmon), 2464 nucleotides. RefSeq names its product inactive carboxypeptidase-like protein X2. Gene Ontology annotation, molecular function: zinc ion binding; metallocarboxypeptidase activity. Gene Ontology annotation, biological process: peptide metabolic process; protein processing. Bases 38 to 1552 code for a protein of 504 amino acids. NCBI's taxonomy places the organism in Eukaryota, Metazoa, Chordata, Actinopteri, Salmoniformes, Salmonidae. The record is from RefSeq and is a predicted model, not a curated record. The transcript is spliced from 9 exons.
CAUUGGUAACAAGGAGAAAGAGAUCCCUGUGUUGAACAUGUUUCCUGUUGCUGCCGUGGCUCGUUACAUCAGGGUCAACCCUCGUUCCUGGUUCAACCGUGGCAGCAUCUGUAUGAGAGUGGAGAUCCUGGGAUGUCCCAUGCCAGACUCACAGAACUAUUACCACAGACGGAACGAGAUCACAACCACAGACAACCUGGACUUCAGACAUCACAGCUACAAAGAGAUGAGGCAUCUGAUGAAGGUAGUUAAUGAGAUGUGCCCCAACAUCACAAGGAUCUAUAACAUCGGCAAGAGCCACAGCGGACAGAAACUCUACGCCAUUGAGAUCUCAGACAACCCUGGAGAGCAUGAACCAGGUGAACCAGAGUUCCGCUACACGGCCGGUUCCCAUGGUAACGAGGUGCUGGGCCGAGAGCUGCUCCUGCUGCUGAUGCAGUUCAUGUGUCAGGAGUACCUGUCGGGUAGCCCACGGAUACGUCACCUGGUGCACGAGACCAGGAUACACCUGCUCCCCUCCGUCAACCCCGACGGGUACGACAAAGCCCUUGAAGUGGGUUCAGAGCUGAGUGGCUGGUCCCUGGGUCGGUGGAGUCAGGACGGAGUAGACAUCCACCAUAACUUCCCUGACCUCAACUCCAUCCUGUGGGAGGCUGAAACAAAGAAAUGGAUCCCCAGGAAGAUGCUCAACCACCAUGUGCCCAUUCCCGAAUGGUAUCAGUCCAAGAACUCCACGGUAGCAGCAGAGACGCGUGCGCUGGUCUCCUGGAUGGAGAAGAUCCCGUUCGUCCUGGGUGGUAACCUCCAGGGAGGGGAGUUGGUGGUGACCUUCCCCUACGACAGGACCCGUUCCCAGGGUGUAUCCAGGGAGCAGACCCCCACCCCAGACGACCACGUCUUCCGCUGGCUCGCCUUCUCCUACGCAUCCACCCACCGCCUGAUGACCGACGCCAGACGACGAGUCUGCCACACCGAGGACUUUGCCAAGGAAGAUGGCACCAUCAACGGGGCGUCCUGGCACACCGCGGCAGGGAGUAUGAACGACUUCAGCUACUUGCACACCAACUGCUUUGAGCUGUCGAUGUACGUGGGCUGUGACAAAUUCCCCCAUGAGAGUGAGCUGGCGGAGGAGUGGGAAAACAACCGGGAGUCCCUGCUCGUCUUCAUGGAGCAGGUGCAUCGUGGAAUCAAAGGCAUUGUCUGGGACAUGCAGGGGCGGGGCAUAGCCAACGCCACCAUCCAAGUGGAAGGGAUCGGCCAUGACAUCAGAACAGCGGCGGACGGGGACUACUGGAGGCUGUUGAACCCAGGAGAGUACAGCAUCACGGUGAGGGCCGAGGGCUACAGCGCCAGCAGUAAGGUGUGUGAGGUGGGCUAUGACGUCGGAGCGACCCGCUGUGACUUCACCGUCAGCCGCACCAACCUGUCACGCAUCAAGGAGAUCAUGGAGAGGUACAACAAGCAGCCCAUCAGGCAGCCUCUCAGGCCACCCGUCAGGCAGCUGCAAGCACGCAGGCCCGGCCCCCGACACAGACGUGUGAGGACAUCAUAGGGGCCCCCACCAGGGAGCGUUAGAGAGAACGAGUAGCCUGGUCCCGCACCUGAAUGCGCUGUCUUGCCAACACCUGUGGUCAUUGUUCUGCCAAUCUGCCAAUGACCAGAGGGUUUUACAGCACAAACUGAUCUGGGACAAGGCUAGGUGUGAAGAGAGCAAUGAGAGACAGACUCUAACAUCUCUCUCUCUAGUUCUGAUCCAACAUCUUCUUUGAUCGGAACUCCUUUCUCUGCUUUAGCCACGUCCAUCCUGAGUGUCUGUGGAAGUGCAGAUUGGAGACUGAUGGUAAAAGAUGAGAUAUUUUGAGUGAUAACGGCAUUUUUCUGUAUUAAAAACAAGGUGCUGUUCUUUCAACCAUGAAUUAAGCUCUCUGGUGCUGGUCUUACUGUAAAAUACGUGUCUUUUUGGGGGGGGGCGCGCGCAUCUUAAAAAAAGUUGCAAUGACUUCUCUACCAAAGAGUUGUUACAGUAUACAUGACUAACCUGAAAUGUCCAUGUUUUCCUUUGUGCCAUUAUUUGGUAAUGAAAGUGUCAGUCUAUAUUCCAUUAUUUGGUAAUGAAAGUGUCAGUCUAUAUUCCAUUAUUUGGUAAUGAAAGUGUCAGUCUAUAUUCCAUUAUUUGGUCAUGAAAGUGUCAGUCUAUAUUCCAUUAUUUGGUCAUGAAAGUGUCAGUCUAUAUUUUAAAUGAUGAAUUUUGACCAUGGAUAUUACCAUGUGUCUCUCUACUAACUCAUGCAGUACCAGUACCAUACCAGUACCAGUACCAGUACAGUACCAGUACCAGUACAGUACCAGUACAAUACCAGUACCAGUACAGUACCAGUACAAUACCAGUACAGUACCAGUACAGUACCAGUACCAGUACAAGUACAAGUACAGUACCAGUACCAGUACCAGUACAGUACCAGUA